AUGGUUUCCGACUACCUGCGAUUGGUCCACAAGGAAGUCAUGGAAUCUUUGCAAAGGCGAUUUCCUAACACUCUGAACGACCUGAAAAUCAAGUUUGUCAUCACCACACCAGCAAUGUGGAGUCCUGCUGCUCAGCACAACACAAUGAUAGCGGCCAGAGCAGCUGGCUUUGGGAGCCGUCCACAGGACAUCAUUGAGUCCGUUACGGAGCCGGAGGCAGCAGCUUCGUACGUUCUUAGGGAAUUCAACUCGCUCUCAGUGCCGAAUUUUGGUGUCGAUGUCAACUCUGGAUGGCAGGUCGGGAAACAAGUCAUUGUGUGUGAUGCUGGAGGAGGCACAGUGGAUCUAGUUUCCUAUGAAAUUGACCAGGUCAAACCGUAUCUACGGGUCUCAGAGACUACACGUCCUCGAGGCGGUCUAUGUGGAGCAAACUCUCUUGACCAGCGUUUUCUUCAACUCGUGCGGCAGCGACUUGGUCAGCAAGCCCAUCUUUUAGAUGGAGCUCGUUCGGGAAGAGGCAGCCGACUGAUGCUUUCCUUCGACGAUGCGAAACGGAAUUUUGGUUCGAACGACCUGGAAGAUGAAGAAUUGAUCGAACAUGGUAUACAAGCUCUGUCUCAUGACUCCAACAACAGAAUCGAUCGGGAGUACAUCACUUUGUCGCAUGGGGAAAUGAAAUCUAUCUUUGAUCCUGUAGUGGAUACAAUCCUAGCUCUUAUAGAAGACGUCUUGCGGGGGGCCAGACAAAACAAGCCCGACAAGCCUCUAGUGGGUAUAAUUCUCGUCGGCGGGUUUGGAGAGUCAGUGUAUCUUUACAAGCGUCUCAACACUUGGGCCGAAGCCCAGGACCCGGAACUAUUUGUCGCUAGUCCAAAGAACUCGUAG
Molecule: messenger RNA, 885 nt
Organism: Fusarium musae
Lineage: Eukaryota; Fungi; Ascomycota; Sordariomycetes; Hypocreales; Nectriaceae
Exons: 6
Coding region: 1-885 (294 amino acids)
Molecular function (GO): ATP-dependent protein folding chaperone; ATP binding
Source: RefSeq, a predicted model, not a curated record